AUGCCGCGCCCCGAGUACGCGCCUUUUCUCACGUCCCCGCGCGGCGCGUCCGCCUCCAUGGGGCGAUCGUUCGUCGCCGCCGCCCCGCGCGCCGUCUCGGCACUCGGGUCGGCCGCCUCGGGGACGCUCAGCGCCGCACUGAGCGUCGCGAAGCUCAACUUGCACCGCCGCCGUCGCCAGACGUUCGACCACCUGACCGACAGCGGCACCGGCCGACGCUCGACGUACGUCGACUGCGACGACGACGACGAGGCCGACGACAACGACAAUGGCGCGGACGACGACGACGACGACGAUCCGUUUGAGCCGCUGCCGUCGUCUGCCGCGCACGCGCACAAGCGCCUGCAGCGGCCGUCGAGUCAGCUGCGCCUGCAAAAGUCCGUGCGGCCCGCUGAGGGGCUCGUGGCGCCGUCGCCCUCGACGCGCUCGCGGUCGUCGUCGGCCACGUCGCCCUCGAGUCUGCGGGACGAGGCCAUGUCGUCGUCCAUGGUGAGCGACGGGGCGCCGCCGCCGCUGCCCGAGCUCUCGAGCGACCGCGUGCACGCGCUCGUCAGCUUCAUCGACCGGUCGGUGGACAGCGCCCACAACCUGAGCCUCGGCUUUGGGCGCGUGCGCUGGACGCCCAGUCGCGCGAGAGACGGCGUGACGAUCCGCCGCGCGCGGAGCGGACCGGACGACGCGACGCUGGACGCCGCCGUGCGCGGGAGCUGCAACAUCAGCGCAACGUCCCGCGAGCUCAGCGACCUGUUGAUCACAGAGACGACGGCGGACUUUGCCGAGUUCGAGCACGCAGUGAACCCCAGUGAGUUCCUCGACGGCCAAGUGCUGUACACGCUGGUGCCGCGCACGCCCGAGGAGCGGUUCGUGUGCGUCAAGUGGCACUGCACGCGGUCGAUGGCGUCCUCGGUGGCGAAGCACCGCGACUACGUGUACGUGGAGCUCGUGGAUUCCUUCAAAGACGAAGACGGCCGUCGUAUUGGCUAUCGCCUGAGCAAGAGCGUGGACCUGGACGUCCUGCCGCCGCGGGACACGAAGCAUUUGUUCGUGCGGGCCAAGACGUUGACGCUGCAGACGUGGAGCGAGCGAGCGCCCGGAAGUUUGGAGUUUGUCACGAUGAUGAUCAACGAUCUGGGCGACGGACUGCCGUCUUGGCUGGUGCACAAGAUGGUCGACGCGGCAGCGAUGCGCUCGGCGUGUAUCCGCGACCACAUCAACCAGCGCCGCCUCGAUAUGUUGGUGUACGCUGGACCGAGGGACAUGGUGCCGCUCAGCCGCCGUAUUUGCUGCGUGGUGUGCACGCGCAGCUUUUCGCUCGUGCGGAAGAAGUAUAGCUGUGCGGCAUGUGGCGAUGUCGUUUGUAGCCAGUGCAGUGUGCACCAGCUCGUGACUGCGCAUCAGCGACUGAGCGAUCUCUCGGCACCUGGAGGGAAGCGCAAGACGCGUAUUUGUCUGAAGUGUAGCAGCACUAUGCAGAACAAAGAGCUGCCUCGACGCGCAUCGUCUGCGCGACAUAGCGAGAUUUCUCACGUCAGCUCGGAGGGCAGUGUCCGUAGUUCGUUAGCAUCGAACGGCUCGUUUCUGGCGCGCUCGCACGUGUCUGCAGGAAAGACUUCGGACGAAACUCGACGCAGUUUUCUAUCCGACUCCACUGCGGGAACAAGUUCGCAGGAUUCUGUUGAAGACAGUGGCCGUGGCAGUAGCAACGGGUCUUCUACAUUGCGCAAACAGGUACCUAGCGUGUUUCAAGUCCGCCUGACGUCUUCUUCGUUGGGCAAGAGCGAGCGUUUGUCAAAGGCGUCUACGUCGUCUCUGUCGCCCGGUCACGAUGAGGACCGCUUGGGCGUUGAAGGGUAUCAGACACAAGUGCUUGGUGAUAGUGUACACGCGCCUGCACCUGUAAAGCUUGACCUUGGUGUUGAGAAGUACAAGGAGAUUUUGCCCACGCGUCACUCGGAGAGAAAGCUUGACGUGGAAGCACCGAAGCAAGCCAAGUACAGCAACAUGGGGGGUAAGCCUACUGUGGACGGCGCUGGCAAUUUUCUGGACACGGAAGGUUACAAGAAGGGUCCGAUGCGUCAAUCUGCAGCAGUGGUGACACUGGAGAUGGACAUGCCACCGGUACGAAAAGUGGAAGUGGCUAGUUUUCUGACAGAAGAAGAGAAUGCGAAGCUGGACACUGCGUCAAGUGAUUCGGAAUCGGCUAGUUUUCUUACGGUGGACGAGAACUCGAAAAUCGUGGAGAGUCGAUCUUUCGGAAGACGAAGUGAGACCGGCGUUCCAGUUCCUGUGCAGGUGGAAGAGCUCAUCAUUGAAGAAGUGACGCCCGAGAACUUCUGUACCGUUCCGCGGCGCAGCAAAGAGUUUGGAGCAGUCGGGGUGGAAGAGCUGGUCAUAGAGGAAGUCGAGCCCGUCACUGUGAGUUUUGUGCCUCGACGGAGCUUCAAGACGGACGAAUUUGUUGCAGGGAAGGUUCAUCCCGAACAUGGCGGCAUUGUCCCGCGACGUAGCAUCAUCAAGUCGGAGCAGCUCGUAGACGGGGCGGCUCAGUCUGAAAAUGCGAGAAAUGCCUCUUUGCUCUGUUUGGACAAAGUGGAAGUCGAGGUACCGAUGGUGGUUCGUAAAGUGCCGAAGCGAGUGGUCGUUGGCUCUGGCAGACGGCAGAGUCGCGAAACAAGAAGAGCACCAUCGCUGCGGCCAGCCGGUGCACCGCCUCCGCCACCGAGGGCUGCUGACUCGCUGUCAGAUAAUUUUGCGAGUGUCAGCAAGAAGAACCUGGUGACCGGCGACGGCGGCCGUUCAGCUCCAUCGUCGGCUCCAGUUCAGGGCUCCGAAGCAUCAGAAGAAGAGGCAAUCAAAGUCGAGGACCUACAGAUGCAUUUGGACCGCAUGAAUCAAAUCUCGGCAAGACUGCGUGUUCUGCAAACAACGGAGACUCCAGUCAGCACGCAAACAGCAAUGGCUGCGCUCACGACGUUUGAGACCAAGGCGAAGGCUGAGCGUGCCGCCAAGAUUGCAGCCAACUUCGUCAGUCUGUUGGACCGACACGCCGCACCAGCGGCUCGUCGCGCGCAGCAGUAUCUGAAGCAGUGUAGCAACCACCGCACAAGUCUGUUUAACUUGACGCUCGCCAUGGGCGAUGGCAGCUUUGUGGAUUACCUCGUCGACUCGACGUUCGAAGACAUCGGGGAGAGUCCCGACGGCACGGGCUCGGGCUGGCAAUCGGUGCUUUCUCAGACGACGGGCAAGCAGUAUUUCUACAACCAGAACUGUGCGCUUGCAUCCUGGACGUUGCCCGGCCCCGACGUGUUUCGGGGCACGCUUUACAUGGUGCUGUAG
Molecule: messenger RNA, 3336 nt
Organism: Hyaloperonospora brassicae
Lineage: Eukaryota; Oomycota; Peronosporomycetes; Peronosporales; Peronosporaceae
Source: the annotation of a GenBank genome assembly